This is a messenger RNA of Pseudozyma flocculosa PF-1, 1497 nucleotides long. RefSeq lists its product as uncharacterized. The transcript is spliced from 3 exons. NCBI's taxonomy places the organism in Eukaryota, Fungi, Basidiomycota, Ustilaginomycetes, Ustilaginales, Ustilaginaceae. Bases 1 to 1497 code for a protein of 498 amino acids. The record is from RefSeq and is a predicted model, not a curated record.
AUGUCGACGCUCGUCACGACCACCGCCACGGCUGCUACGCUCGAAGUGAUGGCCACAUCGGAGGCGACCGACGGCCAGCGACGUGCGCGCCUCGUGGACCGGAUGAAGUUCCGCCCUCCCGCCUCUGCCCUCACAUCCAGCCGCGCUCUGAUGGCGCGGAAACAUCGUAGGAACACGCGCUCGGGCGACGCCGCCUCUGCAGCUGGUCCCUCUCGUCUUGCUGGAAGGGGAAGCGACGACGACGACGACGAAGAGAGCAGUGAUCAGCACAGCUCGCCCAUCGGGACCUUUGGCGCGCCUCCGAUCGGCCUAGGGAAGCGCAAGCAUGCCGCGGCUGCCGGUCCUUCCAAGCCGGCGCGGUCGACCAAACGAUCCCGUGUUCAGCUCGUGUCCGCACAAUGUGACGUCGAGGAAGCACGGCACGAUACGAGCGGAGACAUCGACGUCUCGGACAUUUCUUGCUUCCCAACCUUGGCCCCGCGUUCCGCCUCGCGAGGGCAGAGCGAGGCCCGUCGUGAGGACGAAGAGAGGGAUGAGAACGGGAACAUCGACGAGCCUGGAUCUCGGCCCGAGUACGACCAGGAUCUCCAGCAAAGUCUGGCGCACGACCUCGGGGACGACACCGGGGCAGCCGCAGUCACGACAGCGAUGCGGACGCCAUCCCUAGCGGCCGACGAAGCCACUUUCUCGAGAUCGAUGGCAAGUAGCCAGGCGCAUCGCAGCAAACGAGUGCCGGAUCACAAGAAGCAAUUGGUGUUUCGCCACGCGGCGCCUGCAACCGCUUCGGUGCGGCAGGACUUCACGCUGUCGAACUCGGCUGCGUCCUACCGCGACGCCCUGCCAGACUGGGCCAGCUCAGCUUCUCUGAUCCUCGCUGAUGAGGCAGCGGACUUGCUCGAGUUCCAGCCAUCGGGCCUACCUUGCUCGGCUUCAUUUGCCGGAUAUGCUGCGAUCGCCGACGCCCGGUCCGACGAGCCAAUUGCGGUCUCGCCAGGAAGCUGCCUCAAUAGUGCCAACCUCCUCAUAGAGCAGUCGACCUGGGAAGCCCGGCUAUGCAGCCCGAGGGCUCGCUACGAGAUCGUCAAGCUGGUCGUGCCCAUCUCGAUCCCGGCCAGCCAUGCCGCGGCGAGCGAUGCGAUCUGGCUCGAUGCAAACUCGACGCCCGCUCCUCACAUACAGAGCGAAGGUCCGAGGAAGCUGGCCUGGCUUCCCGGCACAUUUGCCAGCUUCGCGACAUCACUCGCUGAUCUCUUCGCAUCAGCGUCGAGGAAAGGCAGGACCGAGAGCAUCAUGCUGGGCUACACGGCCCUUCGGCAUCGCAGCGGCACGCCACGCCAAGUCACUAUCUACACCAACCUCGAUCGUCUCGCUGAGCUGCGCGUCUGGCUGGCGCGGCUCGAGGUCGAUGCGCACGGCACCAGACCGUUCCGCCUCGACGGCCACGGGGCCAGACUGGUCGUCAUCGAUGCCAAGCGUCGCCCGCUGCUGGUCUUCUGA